This is a messenger RNA of Theileria orientalis strain Shintoku, 1425 nucleotides long. RefSeq lists its product as hypothetical. NCBI's taxonomy places the organism in Eukaryota, Apicomplexa, Aconoidasida, Piroplasmida, Theileriidae. Bases 1 to 1425 code for a protein of 474 amino acids. The transcript has a single exon. The record is from RefSeq and is a predicted model, not a curated record.
AUGGAACUGUCUACUUCGUUGGAAAUCAAUUUCAGUGAUAAAACUAGCACCGAUCACGUGCUUGUUUCCGAAUCGACGCUUUUCGGGUUUUUCAGCUGCCGUACAUACUCGUCGCGCUCUCACUUUCCCUUCAGCAUCAAAAAAAUCAAGGGGCCCGUUCACAGUUACAAGAGGGACAACAUAGAUCUCCAUGAUAACCUCAGCGUUAAUUUCGUUUUCCCUACCAACGACGAGCGUCCCUUUGUUUUUUUCUUGCAAAAGUCGAACGGGAAGAAAGUCUACUACAAGGUCGUUUCUCUCAUGUUCAUUAGGUGGACUGAGGUCGACGAGCUGAACGGGAUAUCCGAGGAAAUGCAGAGCAAGCUGUUGCUGGACACUUUGAAGAAGAUCUUCAGUCAGUACUUUGAAACCACUUUGAGGGUCAGCGGGUCCAUAAUUAACAACAAGACCUACACUCACUUUGACACGCAGUACGACAUUGUUCCUCAGGUUUUUUACUGCAGCGGCUACGACCGGUACCACUUCUCUCCGCACAAGUCUCACUCCAUUUCCACCGUUUACAUCAACGACAAGCUCAAUAAGAUAAACGGCGACUUGAGGUUCGUCCGAGACUUUUUCGUCUACUACGCCUACUACGACACCUCGACUCCUCUGCUCAUUGAGACCUUUGACUACAAGUUCGGCGACGACAUUCCUCUGUACAACUACUACGCUCGCGAGUCUCUCGGCUCCGACGAGUGGUCCAACGUCGAGUGCGGCAGCAACCUGGUCGACCCCAAGUGCAAGGGCGACAUAAAGAGGAUUCUCGACGUCAUCACUUACCACUACAAGAUGAAACGCAUUAAGCUGGACAUUCACAACCCUCGGGAGCAGAUUAACAACCCUGUCAUCAAGACUUUCGACGACGUUCCCUUUUUUUACGACUGCAAAACUGAGGUUUUUUACGGCUCUUACUGCUACUAUCCCAUCGUCUCCAAGUUUUUCCUUCUGGACUGCAUAACUUUGAACAAGGUUGCUCAGGUCAUCGACGUUCACAGUCUUCAGAUCUCCAUCGUCUACGUUUUCCACACCAACGAGGAGCCUAACGUUCCCGUUCUCGUCUGCGUCGGUCUUUUCAACCAGAUAAACGGCAACACUUCGAACUACUACUGGUAUGCUCCCAAAUCUGCCAAAUCUAACUUUUGGACUAAGAUAGAUUUUUUUGCCAGUCCUUUGAAAGAUCCUGACAUGAUUCGCGAGAAGAUGCGGGAGAUUUGCUAUGGUGGCUUCAAAAUCCGACACUUGUACGGGCCUUUAACAAAGUUCGCUGCUUUCUCUCUCGGCUGCCUGAUCGGUCUCUUCGUUGGCAUAAAGUUUUCCAGGCGCAUCGUUUUAAAUGUUGCUCGGGUCUACCAUCGUCUCAGGGGCUAUCAAAGGGUCGACUAA